AAAGACUAUAAUAUCGACCGUCCGAUAUAUCCCAGAAAGAUUUUAACAGCAACUCUUUGUCUCUUCUUCUUCUUCUUCUUCUUCUUCUCUCCGAUUUGCUCAGUCGAUUGCGUCAUGUCGUCGUUUGAUCCGCCGAAUCACCGAUAUUCAGCCUUAGUACUUAUUCUUCUCCUGCUUGGUUUUUCGGUAGCGGCGGCCGACGAUGUAUCGUGGACCGAAGAUUCCAGCCUCGAGUCUCCUGGCUGUACCAAUAAGUUUCAAAUGGUAAAGGUCUUAAAUUGGGUUGAUGGUGUUGAAGGAGACUUCCUUACUGGCUUAACUGCUCAAUUUGGAGCUGCCUUGCCUUCUGUUCCUGAUCAAGCUCUUAGAUUUCCUGCUGCUUUUGUAGAUCCUUUGGACUCUUGUUCCCAUCUCUCUUCCAGGUUAGAUGGACAUAUUGCCUUGUCGAUCCGUGGCAAUUGUGCUUUCACUGAGAAGGCCAAACAUGCUGAGGCAGCUGGUGCUUCUGCUCUCUUAGUCAUUAAUGACAAAGAAGAUCUUGAUGAGAUGGGAUGUAUGGAAAAGGACACAUCUCUAAAUGUGAGCAUACCUGUCUUAAUGAUCUCUAAGUCAAGCGGAGAUGCUCUCAACAAGUCUAUGGUUGACAAUAAGAAUGUUGAGCUUUUGUUGUAUGCUCCAAAGCGUCCUGCCGUGGACCUCACAGCUGGAUUGUUAUUGCUCAUGGCUGUGGGAACUGUUGUCGUUGCAUCACUGUGGUCAGAGCUUACAGAUCCUGACCAAGCUAAUGAAUCUUACAGCAUACUAGCAAAGGAUGUUUCUAGUGCUGGGACCAGAAAAGAUGACCCAGAGAAGGAAAUCCUUGAUAUAAGUGUCACUGGUGCUGUAUUUUUUAUUGUAACAGCCUCCAUAUUUCUGCUGCUCCUUUUCUACUUCAUGUCAUCAUGGUUUGUAUGGGUGCUCACCAUAUUUUUCUGCAUUGGCGGCAUGCAGGGUAUGCACAACAUCAUUAUGGCUGUUAUAUUGAGAAAAUGCAGACAUCUUGCUCGGAAAUCUGUGAAGCUCCCUUUGCUUGGAACAAUGUCAGUGUUGUCGCUUUUGGUGAAUAUUGUUUGUUUGGCGUUUGCUGUUUUCUGGUUUAUAAAACGUCACACAUCGUAUUCUUGGGUUGGCCAAGACAUUUUGGGCAUAUGUUUGAUGAUCACUGCCUUGCAAGUGGUUCGAUUACCUAACAUCAAGGUUGCGACUGUACUUCUUUGCUGCGCAUUUGUCUAUGACAUUUUCUGGGUCUUCAUAUCUCCAUUGAUAUUUCACGAGAGUGUUAUGAUUGUGGUUGCCCAAGGAGACAGCAGCACUGGGGAGUCCAUUCCGAUGCUACUAAGGAUUCCUCGGUUCUUUGAUCCUUGGGGUGGUUAUGACAUGAUUGGUUUUGGGGACAUCCUCUUCCCCGGUUUGCUCAUUUCCUUUGCUUCCAGAUAUGACAAGAUAAAAAAGAGGGUAAUAUCAAAUGGGUACUUCCUCUGGUUGACUAUCGGCUAUGGAAUAGGUCUAUUACUGACAUACCUAGGUCUGUAUCUUAUGGACGGACAUGGCCAGCCGGCACUAUUGUACAUCGUACCCUGCACACUCGGUUUGGCCGUCAUACUGGGGUUGGUAAGAGGAGAGCUUAAAGAACUAUGGAAUUACGGUAUCGAAGAAUCAGAGUCUCACACACCGGAGGAUCCAAUGCCUGUGGCAUAAUAACAUGAUUCAACAAUAUUCUAAUGAUGUGUUAUCAAUCAAACUGAAUUAGCUUUUCCCCAAAACAUCGAGCAUAGCUUAAGCAGAUUUCAUAUGUGAGAGGUACACAAAAGCUGAUGAUGUAAGUUCUCUGCAAAGCCAAAGUUAAUCGGAUACCAAAAGUAAUUCAAGACACAUCGGAAAGUACUGUAUUAUAUCGUUUUUUUUUCCUUGUUUUGGGGGAGAAGAAAGAAAGGUUCUCUAGUAAGACUCAUGACAUGUUGUACAGAGUCUAUAUUAACCUUCUCUUGAAUUCAGACUCGUUUUUGUAGAAUUUCAAGUAUAAUGCAAAUUCCCUUUUGUUAAUCUUUGUGUGUUUUCUUUUUUGGGAAAAAUAAGUCUUUGAAAAUUCCAUAAAACUUGAAAGUUUGUUCAAAUAUUAUUCGACUGAUGGAAUGAAAUUCUGACGAAAACGAAUGCACGAAUCAGAUAUUUGAUGUGAAAUAUGUGGAAUUGACCAAUUUGUCUGUUUACGUACACGUGUAUAAUAAUUGACAAAUUAAAGUAGGACACUCGUAUGAAAUAUAAGUAUGACCAACUGCAUAAAUAAGACGUGUAGAUAAUCCUUCCAACGGAAAAUGUGAUUAUAAAGAAAACAAGUAAUCAGAGUCUUGUAAUUUUUGUUAAUAAUGUUGUUGUGAGCGACCAUUUGAAUUCAAUCCGACAUAAAU
Molecule: messenger RNA, 2447 nt
Organism: Arabidopsis thaliana (thale cress)
Lineage: Eukaryota; Viridiplantae; Streptophyta; Magnoliopsida; Brassicales; Brassicaceae
Gene: SPPL3
Product: SIGNAL PEPTIDE PEPTIDASE-LIKE 3
Exons: 14
Coding region: 115-1737 (540 amino acids)
Cellular component (GO): membrane; endosome; endosome membrane
Molecular function (GO): aspartic endopeptidase activity, intramembrane cleaving
Source: RefSeq, marked reviewed